Syngnathus typhle (broad-nosed pipefish) is the source of this 2006-nucleotide messenger RNA. Its product is annotated as calcium/calmodulin-dependent protein kinase type 1D-like. Gene Ontology annotation, biological process: peptidyl-serine phosphorylation. The record is from RefSeq and is a predicted model, not a curated record. The transcript is spliced from 13 exons. Gene Ontology annotation, cellular component: intracellular anatomical structure. Bases 183 to 1469 code for a protein of 428 amino acids. Gene Ontology annotation, molecular function: calcium/calmodulin-dependent protein kinase activity; ATP binding; calmodulin binding. NCBI's taxonomy places the organism in Eukaryota, Metazoa, Chordata, Actinopteri, Syngnathiformes, Syngnathidae.
AGUUAACGAGUCGUUUGGCUGUGGGAGUCGCGACUUCCCUCGUGAUGAUGAAGCUCCGCCCCGUGAUGGUAAAAGGCUGCGCACUUGUUGGAAAAGUCAGGUACCGUCCGUCCUAGAUACCUCCCUCAGUGAUCCCAUCUGUCACCGCUCCACAAGGAGUCUACGGCAACGUCAGAGCCAAGAUGGGGCGGAAGGAGAUUGUGUGCAGUUGGAAGAAACCCGUCAAUAACAUCAAGGAUGUGUUUGACUUCAAGGGCAAGAUGGGAUCGGGGUCGUUUUCCGAAGUUUUCAUGGUGAGAGAGAAGAAAACGGGGAAAUUGUUUGCUCUGAAAUGUCUGAAAAAAAAGCACCUCACCCACAGCAACCUGGAAAACGAAAUUAACGUUUUAAAGAGGAUCAAGCACGACAACGUGGUGGGGCUGGAGGAUUUUUACGAGAGCCGGACACACUAUUACCUGGUCAUGCAACUGGUGUCCGGUGGGGAGCUUUUUGAUCGGAUCGUAGAUAAAGGCGUUUUCACCGAGAAGGAUGCCAGCCUGGUGAUCAAACAGGUGCUGGAGGCUGUUAGCUACCUGCACCAAAACAGUAUUGUGCACAGGGACCUCAAGCCCGAAAACCUGCUGUACUACGACGACGACCAAAAUGCAAAGAUCAUGGUUAGCGACUUUGGCCUUUCCAAGACGUUGGAGCACGGGGUGAUGUCUACAGCAUGCGGUACACCGGGAUAUGUCGCUCCAGAGGUUUUGGCCCAAAAACCAUACAGCAAAGCUGUUGACUGUUGGUCCAUCGGAGUCAUUACGUACAUCUUGCUGUGUGGAUACCCUCCAUUCUUUGAGGACAAUGAGACGCAGCUCUUUUCAAAGAUCAUGAGAGCUGACUACGCCUUUCACUCUCCCUUUUGGGAUGACAUCUCCGAGUCAGCGAUCGACUUUAUUAAGAAUAUGAUGGAGAAAAACCCCCUGAAACGAUUCACCACUGAACAGGCCCUGCGGCACCCAUGGAUUGCUGGAAAAACAGCUAAAGACUUGGAUAUUUACCGUUCGGUCUGUGAGCAGAUGGAACGGAAUUUUGCCAAAUCUAAAUGGAAGCAAGCCUUCCACGCCAGCGCCGCCAUCUACCACAUGAAGAAACUCCACAGGGAGCACUGCUCCGCUGCGCUCUCACUGCCCCACAUCAUUGUCCAGACCUCGUCUCAGACUGACCUCCAAUGUCUGGGGACCUGCAGUGGUGACGUUCUAGACCCAAAUAGAAAUCCUCUCCACGCCUCCCAUCAUCUGACUUCCCAGCCUAACGGGAGUCUCUGCCCUCCUCUGAGAGGUCAUCAUAGUGAACCCAGGUACCUGCUAGCAGAACCAAGAGAGGUCCACUCUGUGGACUGUGAGAAUGACACUACAUCCAAAAGCCCGGGAGCCGCCGUGGCUGAGAGAAAGGAGAUGCCGCUUCAAUCUGGUGUUUGUUCUGUCAUGUGAUUGACCCCAUUCUCAUAGAGACACUCAACUCGUCCACUGUGCAACACGUCGGAAGGUCUUCUCUCAUGACUGACCAUUUGGAUGACAUCCAUUGAAAUGUUUAUUUGAAGUUGAUCUGUCGGAAUUGAUGGCAAAAACACAAGUUGAACAUCAAAGAGCCCGAUUUUGUAAGUCACUAGUGUAUCAUCAGUAAGCUAUUAUAAAUAAUGAGGUUUUGGAGUUUGGAAUAUGCAAGCAACGUUUUUCAACGUUUAUUGGUUUCGCCCCCAGGCAUUGUUCAUGGAAAGCACAUGUUUUUAUCAACAUGUAUGCUAUCUUCUCUCAUUGCAUUUACACAGGCGGCAAUUAUUUGCGCAGCGUUUUGAUAUUUGUGGGUUGGCCCGGUCAAAUAGCGGGUCUCCACCCUACAUAAAUGAAUCUGUAAAAUGAAUGAAUCUAAGUGCCACAACUCUGUAGAAAAAGUCCAUAUGUAGUGAAAUGCACAUUUUGGAUAUAUUCAUUUCCUUUUUCCCCUCAAUAAAUGCAGAUUAGUCUGUC